CGGAUUGCUAUCGCAUCGAUUUAUUCACCACUCUGAUAAUCCUGUUCAUCGUUGCACUACGUUUUGUGAAUAAAUUCCACGAUGGUGGCUUUCUUGAUGUAGUAAAUGGCGACCAAAAAGAUGGAAAUACGAGUGACAAACUAUUUUCACAUCCGGAGUGCAUAGAACAAGUAAAAUACUUACUGGACUUGUUUGAUAGAAGAGGAUAUUUUGACUUCUAAGAGCAAUUUGAUAUUUUUUUCUUUAAUGUUGACUUUAUAAUAGAUAUCAGAUACAAAAAAAAAACAUGUUAAUCUUCUAGCAAUUGAAUAUUGUUUUUUUCCAUUUUAAACCUGACUUAAAUGAAAUUCACAUUGAUGAUACGCGACUUCAUUCUUUAUUAAUAUGCAAACAAAUGUAGGUUGUCAAGAUUCGAUUAAUUUUGCAAAAAAAAGAAUGCGCUCGCUGGCAAUCACUAACCAACUAACUGGUAAGAGCAAUCAGAAACCAGAAAGGAAAUAUACUGUAAAGUUCUGAUAGAAAAACAGGAAUUGGAUUAUCAUUUAAUUUUGUCUAUACUUCAUGGAGUGCAUGUAUACGUGGAUAUAUUUAGAUGCAUUGACGUAUAAUAUUCAUUGAAAGUUGCAAUGCAAACGUAAUAUGAACGUUGGUUUAAACAGUGGCGUUUUUGCUUAGUGAUAAAUUAAAGUGUACAAUUCAUACGUUGAAAUAUCGAUUUUUAUUAAAAUAAUUACGCCGUCACUUGUGUACGAACGUGAUAAGAUUAAAUCAAAUGCAUUGGUAUUGAUAUACUAUAGAAGGCAAUAGAUAGAACGUUCACACAUUUUAUUGCAUAUCGAUGGAUUUGUUAACUUCUCAAUGAACUUGACAUAUUCUCAAGUAUUAUUGUAUGAGUGAUCUUAAUGGUCCGAUAUAUGCAGUAUUCAUGCACUUCAAGCCGAUAGUGCGAAUGUUCUGGUUGAAUUCGUUGAAUCAUUUUAUAGUAUAGUACGAAUACGUGAAAAAAAAUUAAUUCUGAAGUCAUUUUAUUUGAAAAAUAAAAGUACACAACAUGUUCGGUGAUAAGGAGGUUGUUUCAAGCAGAGAUCCUCCUCUCUGGUCAAAGUCUGCUUGGACAUCGGCAGUUGCUUCAACAUCACAAGCUAAGCAGUCUUAUUUGCCAUCCUCCGGAAUCACUAUAAAUCUACAACAAUCAUCCAUUUCUAGUGGAACAUCUGAAGCAUUGAAUAAAAAGAGUGAUAAAUGCACUCCAAAUAGAAAAAAGAUCCGUAAAUCACUAAUUGAAAGGCACAACGAUUUGAAGGAAGAAUUAAAAAAAGAAAAGCGGAUCAAGGCUGAUAUCAAAAAGGAAUUAAAUGAUCAAUUAAAAGAAAAAGUGGCAGAAUUGAAUCAAGUAAAGAAGGAAAAUGCAAAGCUCAAGAAAACGCUGGAUGCGUUGUCAAAAGGAAAUGGUCUGGAAAAGAAGGCUCUAGAGAAAAAAUGCAAAUAUCUUCUUGAAGAGAAUGAGAAACUUCGCAAAACUCUGUUUUGAUAAUGUUCUAUAAUCUGUAUUUUUCUGAUGCACCCAUUAAAUGACUACUCAAAUACCGAAGAAUAAAAAUCUAAAUUUUCAAUGGAAAUUUCGUUGUAAUUUAAUGAGAAAUACUACAAGAAAACUAAUAUAUUCUAAAUGAAUAAUGAGUUUAAUGAAGCUUUUUCCGAAUACUGACAAAACUAUAAGAACAUCGAGAGCAACUCAUUCAAUACUACCACUCUGAACUGGUGGAAUAUUUGCGGCUGUUGAAAUUUCCUGAAAAAAUACCAACAUUAGCCAGCAUUCAAUCAGCGUGUUUUCGUAUUGUUAUUUAUUUUACAACUUCUUUAAAUAGAUUGCAAACACAAAAAAAUCUUUAUUGUGCUAUAUAAUUAUGAUUCUCUCACCUUUAAUUUCAGGUUCGGAUGGUUUUGUGUACAUUUUUGUAAUUUGCACACUAAUCCUUGCAUAGUAUCCAUCAAUAUAUAUUGCUAAUUCUAGUUUUGUGUUCGACAAAAAUUUGUUCUGCAACUCUUCCACUGGCAUAGGCACUAUGGCCUUUGGUGACAUUGUGGCCUCACUGACUUGU
This is a messenger RNA of Sitodiplosis mosellana (orange wheat blossom midge), 2102 nucleotides long. RefSeq lists its product as uncharacterized. The record is from RefSeq and is a predicted model, not a curated record. NCBI's taxonomy places the organism in Eukaryota, Metazoa, Arthropoda, Insecta, Diptera, Cecidomyiidae. The transcript has 4 exons. Bases 1052 to 1531 code for a protein of 159 amino acids.